This is a messenger RNA of Scaptodrosophila lebanonensis, 3429 nucleotides long. RefSeq lists its product as uncharacterized. The transcript is spliced from 4 exons. The coding region runs from base 434 to 2653 and encodes 739 amino acids. The record is from RefSeq and is a predicted model, not a curated record. NCBI's taxonomy places the organism in Eukaryota, Metazoa, Arthropoda, Insecta, Diptera, Drosophilidae.
UUGUUGGGCCGAAUAGUCGCGCAUUUUGAAAUUUGGGCCGUAGACCGUAGUAUAACACCGUCUUCAAUAUAUACAUAGUAAGUGAUACGGUAUAGCCAGCCAAUAGCGCCUAGACGUCACAGCGGCAGCAAACAACGUUGGAUAGAUUUAGCAAAAGACAAAAAAAAUAAUUCAGUUUGAAACGCAAGGUGCACAUACAAAUACAGCGUUGAGGAACAAGACGACAGACAGAAUUCUGGUUGAAGGCGUUAAUGUUGAGAUUCAGAUUCUGAGACUCUGUUUGAAUUUUUGAGACUUGUUGUAGAAUCAUCAUCAUUGUCGUCGUGGUCGUUAAUAUACAUAGUUCUAGUCUUGUCCGUGAGUUAAUUCUGUGCGUUCGCGUCAUCGUAGUCGUCGUCGUUGUUUUUCCGUAUUUUGCAACUACGCGCCCAAGAUGAUGAGCAGCACCAGUGCCAGUACCAGCACCAGCAGCAACAACAACAGCAAGAAUAAGAGCGAACUGGAAAUGGACUCCUCAUCCAUAUUCCUGAAAUACAUGGAAAAGUGCUAUACCAUGCCAUCGGAUCUGAAGAAUGACAUUAUCUACUGCCAGCGUGCAAUGAGGGACUUUCUUAAAGUACAUGCGCUGGUAUCCGAUGUCUUCAAGGAGCAGGCCGAUGCGGAUCCUGUGCAGAUGCAGCGCAUAUUGAAUGAACUGGAGGAGGAGGUGUACGAAAUCAAUGCCGAGAAUCAGUUCCUGAUGCUGCACCUGAAGGACGACCUGCAGCUAUUUUAUAAGAAGCUGCAGGACAAUGGCAUAGAAAGUGUACCUGAACUGGCCAACGAGUAUAUCUCGGGCCUCCUAGUGCCUUUAAUUGGCGAUGCCAGCUACAAAAUUUAUCCACAAAACGUUGUGGAGCGCGACAAUGAACAGAUGCUCAUACGCAAGCAUUUCCUGCUCUCGCAGGAUGAGGAGGACGGCGUGUCGCGUCCGCCGCUCAAGCUCAGCGAACUCGAUGAGGACAUACCACUGAUCAUGAUGGAUGAUGCCGAUAAGGUGGAUGUUGGAGCCGCUGGUGGCGUCGGCGUUGAUGCCCUUGCCGAUCCUGGUGCUGCAGCCAAUGUCAAUGUCCGUGGAACCGACAUUAACGACCUCUUCGACAGCGCCUCUCAGAGCGAAGCGGAACAGCUAAGCAUCUUGAAGAAGCUGGGAGAGGUGACAAUAAGUGCCCACCCCAAGCCGCAUUCCAGUGGAGGCAACAUAUGUGGUCCAGGCUUAACUAGCGAGGUGGCCGUCAUGAUCGUGCCUGACAAGGUGCUUAAGGCACAACGCGCCGCGGUGAAAGCGGCCAAGGAGCAACGCUCGCUGCUCAUACCACGCUCCACAGUAAGCGGUAUGGGUGCUGUGGGUGGCUUUAGCUGCAGCGGCGGCGGUGACGAUGCAGCUCAGUUGCUGGAGCCGAAAGUAGAAUAUCAGUAUACUAGACGCUUGACCAGGUCGCCGCCACCUUUGGCGCCCAUUUCGAACACGCAGGCACAAGAUGUGACCACAUCCACCAACGCUGUGGUGGCAUCAACCUCGACGGGGGCGCCGGCCUCUCCGCCCGCCUACGAUGGCGUCGAGCAGAGUCGCAUGAAUUUGCGGCAGGCAUUGAAGCGUGCACGCAAAACCAAACAGCAGCCGCGUCUCAUCGACGACGAACCCUCCCUGGAGGUGACCAACGCCGAGGGUACGCGCAAAAUCAAGCUGAACGAGCAUGUGCCCAGUCCCCCCAAACCAGAAGUCAAGCAGCCCAUUCCGAAAGCCAGCAAAGUUCAAGUUGAGGUCGGCCGCAAACCAAAUGCAGCAGCUAUUUCUGUUCUUGGAGCGGCAACUGGAGGCCAACCCAAACAGCAUAAGACGCGCAAGAUUCGCAAACCGGAAGGUGCUGGCUCGCCGCCUCCACAAACCUAUUCGCCCACCCAUUUAGGAUCGACUUCGUCGUCGCCAGCCUGCACAUCCUCUGAUGAUUCCAAUCACGAGCUCUAUGAACAGCAGCGUCUCAGCGCCUUUUGGGACGAUGAGCCGCGCGAGACGCGCGUAAAGCCAGAGGAGUAUGGUCAGGAGUUGUUCCUCCGCCUUUUCGAGCUUUACACACCCGAAGUGCUGAAGAAGCUGAGUCAGCGGCACUCCAAGCGUAAGCGUCGUACAGUACAGAAUGCUAGCGGCAUCGUCUUUCAUUACGGCCAGCAGAUGCCCAGUCUGGAUGUGGCACGCCUUAAGAAACAGAAACAGGCCAAGCCCGAGUUUCUGCUCUCGCCCAAAGAAAAACGUUUGCAAGCCAAGAAGGCGAGCAAACCCGCCGGCAGCGGCAACGGUUCCGGCCGCAAAAGCAAGAGUCAAAGUCCCGAUAAGGUGGACACUACGGAGGUGUCGCUCUCCAGCGACCGUGCCAACAAUGUCAAGGCUGUGAUAACCACGGAUGUGAAGCCCAAGUACAAAGAUUGCAAGAAACGUCCAGAUAACGUGCUGCUUUGCGAGAGCUGCCAGGUCUUGAGCUACGUUAACUGCGAUGAUGAUGUCGUCGGAGGAGGUGCCACCAGCAAGGGCGUGCGUCCACUAUCGCUGACCAAGUGCUCCAGAUGCUUGCGCGAUCUGAGCAGCAAGGCGCGUCCCAGCAAGCCGGCGCUUUGAGCACGAGAGGUCGGCAUAGCUGUCGUCUCUGAGGCGCUAAUGUGACGCUCACGUUCAGAAAGUUUCCAUCACCCUCUUCCCCGCCUCGUCAGCAUAGCAAUCAACCAAGUCAUGCGGCUCUUUGUUUUAAAAUCUUGCGCCAGAAGUCGUGCACAGACACAGACACAUACUAUACACCUACACCUACACACACAUUCAUCCAUCCAUCCAUCCAAUAAUCCACAUCUCUAGCUAUUAAUAGCAGCGGCCCUUUGUCAACCGGACUCACUACACAAUAUAUCCUUCUCUGUCCCCCUCUGCUUAUACACGGACCAGCAGGUAUACACACCCCUGUACUGGGUCAUUAGGGAUAGAUAAGAUUAAAGUUCCGGUUUCAUUAGCGCAUCAACGACAGGCGCUAACUUUUAAACUAUGUAUGUGUCUCGGACUCCCCAUCCACUUUUGGAAUCUUUCUGCUUUGUUUUCGUUUCCAGUACUAGCCGUUAUCUGAAAAAUUGGUAGAAUUUAAUUCGAACUAGAGAUCUAGUUCAGCUGUUUGUACUAAAUUGAACAACUAUACACUCAUUUAAAUUUAUGUAGUUUUUUUUUCAAUACAUUUUAUUUUUUCUGACCGCUUUGUGUAUUCGUUAAACAUUUUAAACAAAAUCUAGAUAUAUAGUAUAUGCAUACAUUAUAUACGUCGUUAAAAUCGCUGCCCAUGUGCACCCGACUUGAAGUCGCGAAGUCAUGCAAUGUGAGAGUUCUUAAAUGAUAAAAUAAAAAACAGAUAAAAACUA